AUGGCAGUGGAUGUGGAAUUCCGCGUCGCGGACUGGUGGGAAGCUUCGGUCCCGCUCAGCCCCUCGGCCACGGCCGCUACCUUCACUGAGACUUGGCCGCGGAGUGAGCACGCCGAGCCUGGGAGGAUGCAGCACCCACUGUGGCCUGGGGGCUCCGAGGGGCUCCGGCUGCUUGUCUGCUUCCUGCUGCUGAACAGCUGCCCAGGGGGCUGCAGCGACAUUAGUGCCCACGAUGGUCAGGACCAAGUAGGAGUAGGGCAGCUUUGGCCCCUCCAAGGAUUUGCCACCCCAGUCUUCCAGCAUUUACAGGUUGUGUUCCAGCAGAUUUUACUCCAAGGUCUGUUCUGGAAGGAUGAUAUCACCCAGGAUGCCAUGAUCCAAAAGAUGGAGCACACCAGCAGACUGCAUCCCCAAGAUCCAUGCCUGAAGGAUGGCAAGGCAGUUUUCCCCACUAAAACCUCUGGGAGUCCCCUGGCCAAGGUGAACAGGGAUCAGUGCUUUACCUCCAAAGUGGUUUCUAAGGUCCUGAAACAAGAGGUGGCCAACCCUGUCAAGACUUCCUAUAGGCGUUCAUAUGGGGGGCUGGACAUGAUGCAGGCGCUGGGAGCCUCUAAGGAAGAAAUUAUCUAUAAGAUCAUGCAUAGGCAUUGA
Messenger RNA from Rhinopithecus roxellana (golden snub-nosed monkey), 651 nucleotides. It is a transcript of the gene RESP18, whose product is annotated as regulated endocrine specific protein 18. NCBI's taxonomy places the organism in Eukaryota, Metazoa, Chordata, Mammalia, Primates, Cercopithecidae. The transcript is spliced from 6 exons. The record is from RefSeq and is a predicted model, not a curated record. The coding region runs from base 1 to 651 and encodes 216 amino acids. Gene Ontology annotation, cellular component: endoplasmic reticulum.